AUUUACGUGGCGCAGCCAAGACCGUUCAGUCUCGUGUUAUUAACACCUUUACUGAGCUUUGGUUAAGUACAUAGACUGACGCUGGAGUUCGCAGAAGCUACUGCCUUUGAUUGUUUUCUUGUCCUCCAAGUUUUGAUCUGUAUUCCUCCGCCAAACAGCCUGCGGAGAAAGUGCUCGGGCUAUUUUUGUGACUGCCGAGGGUAUGGAACCUCUGCGGAAGCAGGCGAAGGAUAAUCCGUCGACUUCGGCUAAUCUUCUCUCAAAGAUUUUCUUCUGUUGGCUGAAUCCCCUGUUCAGUAUCGGCUACAAGAGGAAAUUGGAAGAAGAUGACAUGUACAAAGUUCUACCUGAGGAUGCGUCUAAGGGACUUGGAGAGGAACUACAGAGGUAUUGGAAUCACGAAGUUCAACAGGCAGCAAAAGAAAUGCGUCCCCCAAAACUUUCCAAAGUUGUUGUUAAGUGCUUUUGGAGAUCAUAUUCACUAAUUGGAAUAUACAUCUUCCUAGGGCACAUCCACAUCUCUGUCUUCUAUCAGGAGAUUCUCAAAGUCAUUCAGCCACUGCUACUUGGGAAGCUUAUUGGGUAUUUUGAGAAUCAAGACUCGGUCAAUAAAUCUGCAAUCUAUGAGGCCUAUGGCUAUGCUGCAGGCAUCUCGUUGUCCACCAUAUGCCUGACUGUGCUUCAUCAUCUUUACUUCUACCAUGCGCAACGAGAAGGCAUGAAGAUCCGUGUGGCCAUGUGCCACAUUAUCUAUCGGAAGGCUCUGUGUCUAAACAACACUGCAUUUUCCAAAACUACCACAGGACAAAUUGUCAACCUUGUAUCAAAUGAUGUCAAUAAAUUUGACGAGGUAACCCUACAUCUGCAUUUUUUGUGGAUUGGACCCCUACAAGCAGUUGUCGUGAUAGUAUUGUUGAUAUAUGCAAUUGGCCCAUCAUGCCUUGCGGGAAUGGCUGUCUUCUUCAUCUUGAUGCCUUUACAAACCAUGUUUGGACGUCUGUUCUCCAGACUAAGGGCUGAAACAGCAGUGUUUACAGAUGACCGAAUACGCACAAUGAAUGAAGUCAUCUCUGGAAUCCGUGUAAUAAAGAUGUAUGGGUGGGAGAAGCCUUUCAUUGCACUGGUGGACGAGGUCAGAAGAAUGGAAAUUGGCAAAAUCAUGAAAAGCUCGUACCUGCGUGGCCUGAACAUGGCAUCUUUCUUUGUGGCCAGCAAGAUCAUCAUCUUUCUCACCGUGUGUGUUUACGUACUGAUGGGGAACGUGCUGACUUCUAGCAGAGUGUUUAUGACGAUUGCCCUCUAUGGGGCAGUCAGACUCACCAUUACACUCUUCUUUCCCUUUGCCAUUGAGAAGGCCUCAGAGUCUCUCAUCAGUAUCAAACGGAUUCAGAAUUUUCUCCUCCUGGAUGAAGUUGCUCCUCAGCGCCUGGAACUUCCUGUGGCAGAGAAGGACUGUAUGGUGGAGAUUAAGGAUUUAAUAUGCUACUGGGAUAAAAUGCUCGAGGCGCCAACUUUAUAUAAUGUGUCUUUCACAGUGAGGCCUGAGCAGCUUGUGGCAGUUAUUGGACCUGUUGGGGCAGGAAAGUCUUCGCUCCUCAGUGCCAUCCUGGGAGAACUGAGCCGCGAAAGCGGUGUGAUCAAUGUCAAAGGAGUGCUGACAUACACAUCUCAGCAGGCCUGGAUUUUACCUGGCACUAUUCGAAGCAACAUCCUUUUUGGCAAGGAGCUCGACCCUGAGAAGUAUGAUCAAGUUCUGAUGGCCUGUGCCCUCAAGAGGGACAUGGACCUCUUGCCAGGGGGUGACUUGGCGAUUGUUGGGGACAGAGGGGCAAACCUCAGUGGAGGACAGAAGGCAAGGGUCAGCUUAGCCAGAGCAUUGUAUCAGGAUGCCGAUAUCUAUUUGCUGGAUGAUCCCCUCAGUGCUGUGGAUGCUGAGGUGGGCCGACAUCUCUUUGAAGAGUGCAUUUGUGGAGUUUUGAGGAAGAAGCCUCGCAUAUUAGUUACUCACCAACUACAGUAUCUGAAAGCUGCAGAUCAUAUACUGGUCUUGAAGGAGGGCCAGAUGGUGGCACGAGGGACGUACAGUGAGUUGCAGCGUUCUGGACUAGAUUUUACCUCUUUGCUUAAGGAGGAGGAGGAAGGCCAGGAAGAUGAGAAGCAAGGCACAUCUCCCAUCCCAGCGGCUGUCUCUAGCCACUCCCGCUCACGUACAAUCUCACUCAACUCUUUGUCCUCCAAGUCCUCCCUAUGCUCUUCUCGUUACUCUUUGAUAGAUGGAGUGGAUCCACUUGCUGUGGCAGUGCAACGAACGGAGGAGGAAGGUCGCUCAGAGGGAAACAUCGGCGUGCGCAUGUAUGUGAAAUACUUCAGGGCAGGUGCUAACUUGCUGGUCCUCUUGGUCCUCCUUUUACUUAAUGUCCUUGCACAUGUUGCCUUCGUCCUGCAGGACUGGUGGAUUGCUCACUGGGCCUCUGAACAAGAGCGCAUCAAUGUGACAGAGCACCUCAAUGGCAGCUUCCCUCAGCAGUUGGACCUUGACCUGUACCUAGGUGUUUACGCAGGUUUAACAGCUUUUUCAAUUGUGUUUGGCUUCCUUCGCUGUAUUCUCUUCUUUAAUGUCCUGGUGAGCUCAGCCCAAACUCUACACAGCAGCAUGUUCAAUGCCAUCCUGCGGACCCCAGUUCACUUUUUCGACGUCAAUCCGAUUGGGAGAAUCCUCAACAGGUUUUCAAAGGACAUUGGUUACCUGGACUCACUCCUCCCAUGGACUUUUGUGGACUUUAUCCAGAUUUUUCUCCAAGUUAUUGGAGUCGUUGUAGUUGCUGCAGUCAUCAUCCCUUGGAUCCUUAUCCCUAUUGUUCCUCUUCUUGCCGUUUUUCUGUAUCUGAGACGCUACUUCCUGCAAACCUCCAGGGAUAUCAAGCGUCUAGAGUCUACCACUCGCAGUCCCGUCUUCUCCCACCUUUCUUCCUCUCUCCAAGGCCUGAGCACAAUCCGUGCCUUCAAGGUUCAGCAGAGGUUUCAGCAAAUUUUUGAUGAACAUCAAGAUCUUCACUCAGAAGCCUGGUUCUUAUUCCUGACUACUUCUCGUUGGUUUGCUGUGCGUCUUGAUGGAAUUUGUUCACUUUUCGUCACCAUUACUGCAUUUGGCUGCCUUUUCCUCAGACAUGGGUUGGAGCCUGGUGCAGUGGGUCUGGCUCUUUCUUACGCUGUUACACUGACAGGCAUGUUUCAGUGGGGUGUCAGACAGAGUGCAGAGAUUGAGAACAUGAUGACGUCGGUGGAGAGAGUGGUUGAGUAUACAGAGCUGGAGAGUGAAGCGCCUUGGGAGACAGAUAAAAAGCCUCCACAUGACUGGCCGAAGGAAGGCUCCAUCACCUUUGACAGAGUCAACUUCUCUUACAGUGCCAGUGAGCCUUUGGUCCUAAAGAACCUGAGUGUUGUCUUCACAGCCAGAGAAAAGGUUGGCAUCGUUGGACGCACUGGUGCUGGUAAAAGCUCCUUGAUCUCUGCUUUGUUCCGGCUGGCAGAACCUGAGGGAAGAAUAAUGAUUGAUGGUUUCCUGACUUCCACAAUUGGUCUACACACUCUGCGCCAGAAAAUGUCUAUAAUACCCCAGGACCCAGUUCUCUUCACGGGCACCAUGAGGAAGAAUCUGGACCCUUUCAGACAGCACACAGAUGAGGACCUGUGGAAUGCACUCCAAGAGGUGCAGAUGAAGGCCGUGGUCGAGGACCUGCCCAAUAAACUGGAGACGCUUCUGAAUGAGUCAGGCUCUAACUUCAGCGUGGGUCAGAGGCAGCUUGUGUGUUUGGCCCGCGCCAUCCUCCGCAAAAACCGCAUCCUCAUCAUUGAUGAGGCCACAGCCAAUGUGGACCCUAGAACUGACAGCCUCAUCCAGCAGACUAUCCGGGACAAGUUUCAAGAGUGUACAGUCCUCACCAUUGCUCACAGGCUCAACACUAUUAUUGACUGUGACAGAAUACUGGUUCUGGACGCUGGCAGGAUCCAGGAGUAUGAUAAGCCGUAUGUGCUGCUGAAGAACCAGGAAGGGUUUUUCCACCAGAUUGUGCAACAGACAGGCAGAGCUGAGGCCGCCUCACUGCUGCACUCAGCCAAACAGGUUUACAUGAACGAAAAGCGAGGGACAGAUGUGCGCUGUGCCAAGGACAACUGUGUCAUCUUUGAGACGUCUCUUUGACAGCUUGGAGAGUCACUGUGGAGCGUCACUGACCAAAACCUUUACCAUAUACUGUACACGUUGUCCCUUUAUUGUGUAUUAAAAGUGCUGCAGCUUUUUUAGCAGACAUAGUAUGUGCUGCAUUUGAUUGUCAUAGUCCUUUGGUCUGGAAUAGAAAAGAGGCAGGCUUUGCCUUUAUUGACAGCAGUUUACUGCAUCACUGUUUAUUGAUUACACUUCUCAAUGUUUAUUUAUGUGUGUUCUGGCCUCUUGGGUAGCUUUAGUCCUGCUCUGGUGCAUAUAUUGGGUGUAUUCACCAAAGGCGAUAAAUUACAGGUGGCUUAAAUUAUUAUUUUAAAACAGACAUAGUUUCCUGCAACUAAGGUCUUUUUAUUAUAUGCUAAGUGCUUGACAAGACAAGGACAAACUCAGAGGAGACACAAGAGUGUUCAGUAAUUAUUGUGCCUUAAUCAGACUAUUGAUUUGUUACAAUUGCACUGUUUUUUUUAUCAGCAUGUCUUUCUGCACUUAAACCAUUGCGGUUUUAUGUCUACCUCAGCUCUUGUCAGGAAAGAUAAAGUUAAAAUGGUGCAUGUCAUUUUAAUGGCAGCGACACUGGCGAACACCAGGGAACAUAGGAGGAAUGUUUUAAAUUUGUGACGGAACUAACAGAAAAUGCAGCACUUUUAAUCACACUACCUACAGCUACGUAUUCAACUUUAAAAUUGGUUUAAUGUUUAAUUUUUAAUUUUGACAUUUUGUAUUUUGUAGAAGGUUAUAUUUCGGUGAGCUUGUACAUGUUGUCACUCGUAAUUGACAAUGGGUGGAAUUCAAAUGACCAGCAAUAAAACAGCAUUUUUAA
Messenger RNA from Solea senegalensis (Senegalese sole), 5042 nucleotides. RefSeq names its product ATP-binding cassette, sub-family C (CFTR/MRP), member 4 (gene abcc4). Gene Ontology annotation, cellular component: plasma membrane. Gene Ontology annotation, molecular function: ATP hydrolysis activity; ATP binding; ABC-type transporter activity. The record is from RefSeq and is a predicted model, not a curated record. Gene Ontology annotation, biological process: transmembrane transport. The transcript is spliced from 31 exons. NCBI's taxonomy places the organism in Eukaryota, Metazoa, Chordata, Actinopteri, Pleuronectiformes, Soleidae. Bases 203 to 4201 code for a protein of 1332 amino acids.